AACGUAAUUACAGUAGUGUAAGCACAGACAAAGCUGCAAUCCAAAGCAAUUAGUGUUGACUGAACCAAGCACUUUAUGAAGUUCUGUGUUCCAUGUCCUAAAGUACCAACAUCGUUCAAAAUCAGUGGUUUCUCGAGUCCUCUUCACUCUACCUAAAUAUAACACAUAAGACUGUAGCACAGAAAGUUACUCUCAAUUUUACAAUGUUGUCGGCUCCAAAAAUACUGCCAAUGCUGCCACAAUUUGAUCUUCUUUGGUUCCACAUUGAUCCGAUGUUCCGAUGAGCAUCUAUACUAGGCGCACCUCAUAGCUCGUAUUAUCUCUGCCGUAAUGUGCCAACAUUUAAUGUCACCAUCGGUCUUAUGAUGCAAAUAUGUAUAAAAAUACAAUACAUAAAACAAUGAUUUUACAAUAUUUACCUUUAUCUAUUUUGUUAUAUUUACAAAAAUCUAUAGUCUAUCUUUAGUGUAUACAAAAAGUGAGAUGCAUACACAGAAAUAUGUAUAGCGUAUAGUGUACAGAUAAAAUCAACACAAGAUAAAUGACGUACAGUUUGUCAAUAACUUUAACACGAGAUGCUCCCUAUGUAAAUAACUCAUAAAAAGCAGUAAAGAAAGUUAAUAAAUUGAAAUAUUUACAAAAUGAAAGUAAUUUGCGCCGGGAAGAAUUGUAAAUACUCCUCGGAAACUGAAGACUCAACACAUGUUAUUUUUAUUAAUUUUCCUAAUGAUGAUAUGUCUAAAAUAUGGGCACACAAUUGUGGCAGAACGGAUCUUCUAGCAAAAUCUAAUGAAGAAUUACAUUUAAAUUAUUAUGUAUGUUCUCAUCAUAUCGCAGAUCACCAUUAUAUAAACAAAACUGACCCGAUUAUAAUAGACCAACAUGCUGUUCCUACAUUAUUUGGAUCAGACAAUAUGGCAAAAGGAAAUGUACAAAAUAUGUUUAUCAGAAAUAAACAGAUAGAAGCAGCAGACAAUGUGGAAUUAACAGAUUGUGAUAUAGAUGUUGAGAUGGAUCAGUAUCAAGAUAUUACUAUUAGAUUUUCAAAUUUAUGUAGAAUAUGCGGAGGAUCCUGUUUACAUGGUAUAGAAAUUUUCACUGAAAAAGGUUUAGAGUUAAAAAUAAAAGAAAAAAUGAAUUUGCACUUACCAAUCAAUCCUAAUAUGGAAGAUUUAAUGCCACAAAAGAUAUGUACCAAAUGUUAUGAUAAUUUGGAAACAGCGCAUUUAUUAGUUACAACAUCUUUAAAAACUGAUAUGAGAUUGAAAAAGUUUCUAAAUAUCAAAGAUGGAUUAAGUUAUGAUAAUAAAUACGAUGAAAUAAUAAAAAUGUGUUCUUCAGAAUUAAUAAGCGAGAUGUACAUGAAUAAAACAAUUCAUUCUAUGUCUAUAGAAUUAUCAUCUAGUGAUGGACAGGAAAUCAUAAUGAAUCAGGAUGUGCCCACAAAAUUGGAUUACCUAGAAGAUAUUGAGAGAAAAAAAGCUAGCUCUCCGAACAAUAUAAGAAAAGAAAUACAGUCUGAAUUAAAUAGACUUAUUGAAUCGUACAGUGACGAAAACAAAGAAGAUAGCUCUAUAAACGAAAUUGUAACGAACCAUAUAUCAAAUGGUAUUAAUGACAUUGCAUCUUUCCAUUGUAAAGAUUCCUUUAAAACCCGAGAAAUAUUUGAGAAUCACAAAAUAUUAUGCAACGAAGAUGAAAUAAUAAUAGAGAAACAGAAAGAAAUAACUAGUAGUAUAAGUAUCAAUGAACUUUCUAAUUGCAAAUCUUUUCAAGAGGAAAAUUACAAAAUCCCAGAUAAACUAUACACAACAGAAGAAGACUGCAAUACUAAAAAAAAUAUAGCGGAAACAAAUAAGAAAUGCGGUCACUGUCAAUCUAUUUACAGUACCAAAAAGGAACUAUUAAAUCACAUUGCAGAACGUCACGAAAGUCAACUAUUAUUCGCGUGUCUUAUCUGUGAUAAAAGUUAUGAGAAAUGGUCUAGUUUAGACGUUCACGAAGCUACGCAUCGAAUAGAUAAACCCUAUCUAUGUGAUUUAUGUGGAAAGAGCUUCAAACACUCUAAUAAUUUGAGGGGUCACAAAAGAACUCAUUUGGAUGACUCGAGAAAGAAACGGCACGUCUGUGAAAUUUGUGGGAAUGCGUUUAGGUCUAGAUUUCAUUUGGGAGAACACAUGAACCAGCACAACGGCAACAAACCCUACUGUUGCGAAAAAUGUGGCAAAGCUUUUUACAAGAGGAUACAGUUAAGACAACACAAAUUGUCUCAUGGCAUGAAUAAACAUGUUUGUCCGAUAUGUGGAACGUCUUUCAAUCGUAAAGGAAAUAUGAAUACUCACCUUAAAAGGCAUAGUAAUGGUGAUGGAAUAUACACCUGUAGUAUUUGUGCGUGUAAAUGUAAAUCGAUGAGCCAGUUAAAAUUGCAUCGCAAAAAACAUACGGAGGACAGUGUUAUGGUCAGUACUGCAAAAAAGUAUUCCGAUCGAACAGAGUGGCAAUGUAAGAUUUGUAACCAGUUGUUUACCAUACGAUCUGAUUUUUUAAAUCACGAACGCACGCAUAAAGGAGAAAGGAGCGUGGAGUGUGAUAUUUGUGGCAAACAAUUGGCUAGUAAAAAUUCUUUGAUUUAUCAUAAGAAAUCUGUGCAUUCCAAGGAAAGGCCUCACAUGUGUCAAUAUUGUGGGGAAGCGUUUGUUUCUAAAGAAGCACGUCUGAUACAUGAAAGGAUCCAUACUGGAGAACGACCUUACGUUUGCAAAAUAUGUAAAAUGGAAUACAAGUGUUCCAGUAAUCUCAAUCAGCAUAUGAAAAUUCAUUCGGAUGUUAAACCCCAUAGGUGUAUGUAUUGUGGCAAAAGUUUCACACGUAAGGGUGCAUUGGUUAUACAUGUAAGAAUACAUACCGGUGAAAAGCCAUUUCCUUGCGAAACAUGCGGCAGAGGAUUUUCACAAAAAAACGAUAUGCUGAAGCAUACGAAAACGCACUAUGCGAAGGUAUUACGAUGUGAGAAAUGCAACGAAGUUUUCGCGAGAAGAAAAGAUAUUUUAAAGCACCUAGUGAUGCAUAAACAAAGUGAUCUUAUAAUUUAAGAAUAUCCAAACGAGCUCAAGUAAAUGCGAUUUUAUAAAAUGAUUCAUUUAUUCUGCGAGAAAUUUCUACCUCGAUUGGUGCAUUAAAACAAAAUUAACCAAGAGCAAAGAAUUGUUUAGAGAAACCUGUUGCAUCGAUAUCAUGUGAAAAAACAGACGGUAAUACUAAUAGAUAUAAUCAAUUAAUAUAAUAAUUAAUCAAUCUUUAAUAAACAAUUAAUUAUGUUAUGCAGUAUUAUCAUCUGUAUACUUGUGUGAUAUCGAUGUAGUAGAUCCUUCUAAAUAAUCCUAUACCAUUGCUUAAUUUUUUCAUACCCUAUUUUUACCAGAAUUAAUAUUUUACGAACAUCUGCUCCGUGCAUAUAGAACAGGUUUAGUUUAGACGUCUACAGCUAUGUAGUGAUAGUGUUUCGUGGUCCAUAAACAGGCUAUUUUAAAAAAGACCAUAAAUACACGUAAUUAUGGCAGUCUAUGGUUAUGGAAUCGAUGGAUAGUAUUACCACGAUCUAUAAUGCCUCAAUUAUCAUAUUUUAGACGAAAUGUUAGUAAAAAAGAAAAUAAGAAUAUCUCGGCUCCGAGCAUGUCGGAUGAUCAAAUAUGUCGGACACUUGGGCUACGCCCCCAUUUUCUUCUUCAUUAUCACUUCGACGAAAGUCGAUGGUUUGCCGUGUUCAUAAAUAAUAGUCCAUUUCGCUUCCUUCAUCUUCAGUUCCUUUUUUCUACUCUCUCUUAUCCCUUUCCAUUCUCAGUCCAUUCGCUAAACCCUUUAUUUUCCCUUUCUUUUUUUUGAACGAAAAUAAUGCAAACAAAAUACGUAUAUAGGUACUGCAAUUAAGUAAUAUGCGAGACAGUUACUUUAUCUAAAUUAAAUAAACAAAUGAUGAAAGGAGAAACAGAAACAUUGGUUCGAUGAACAAUUUGCAGAUGAAAAUCAAGGACCGCCAAUAUGAGCCAUCCUGCUAUAAAUAUCAAGAUUGUAUUGUUUAACUGUUGUUACAUGCAUAAACAGCAAGUAUAAAUACCCGAGCAGAUAAUUUUUAUAACAUGCUAUUUCUUAUCGAGCAAAAAUUGAAUAAUAUUCAAGAUUUGAUAAGCUGCUAGAUAACGCUAUAGCUGACCAUAGAGAUGUUUUCUUAGAUAAUGAGUUAAUUAUGCGCGAACUAUAUUUUGUUACGAUGUACCUGAACAAAAAUUGCAAUCAUUUGAAUAAAAUUCGAAAAUCACGUUUA
Megalopta genalis is the source of this 4321-nucleotide messenger RNA. RefSeq lists its product as uncharacterized. Lineage: Eukaryota; Metazoa; Arthropoda; Insecta; Hymenoptera; Halictidae. Gene Ontology annotation, cellular component: nucleus. Gene Ontology annotation, molecular function: zinc ion binding. The record is from RefSeq and is a predicted model, not a curated record.